Messenger RNA from Planococcus citri (citrus mealybug), 1558 nucleotides. Its product is annotated as collagen alpha-2(I) chain-like. The transcript has 10 exons. NCBI's taxonomy places the organism in Eukaryota, Metazoa, Arthropoda, Insecta, Hemiptera, Pseudococcidae. Gene Ontology annotation, molecular function: extracellular matrix structural constituent conferring tensile strength. The record is from RefSeq and is a predicted model, not a curated record. Gene Ontology annotation, biological process: extracellular matrix organization. The coding region runs from base 176 to 1291 and encodes 371 amino acids.
GUACCUACUACAUAUGUACAUACUUGAUGGUAUAGUAAAAAACACGAAGUUAUCGUGAUAACAAAAUUAAUAUAAAAAUAAAAAAUAAACACAGUUCUUCGUUGCCUUUAGAGAAUUGUUUUUGUGUGUGAUUUUGGAUAGAUCUACGACCUGAUGCGAUCACAUUGAUGCAAUUAUGUUGAGAAAUACAUUUCCAGGACCUAAUAGAAUGUUACUGCUCUGGUUAUUCGCUAUUAUUCCAUUAUUCUGUAGCGUAUCAAAUGCUGACACUGUUCCACGCGGAGAACCUGGCUUACGUGGUCCACCUGGUGUACCCGGUGUACCCGGUAUACCUGGAAUGAAAGGAGAAAGGGGAGAGAUUAGGCCACCGGGACAAGAUGGAGUUCCAGGAUUACCCGGACUAAAGGGAUCUUCUGGACUACCCGGACUACCCGGACCAAUCGGACCAUCCGGACAAAUCGGAAAAAUCGGACCUUCUGGAUUUCCUGGAUAUCCGGGUGAAAAGGGUUCAAAGGGAGAGUCUGGAUUACCUGGAUUCCCUGGAGCACCUGGAUUUCCUGGAGAAACGGGCCCGGUGGGAUUUCCAGGUCUAAAGGGUGAACCAGGAUCACCAGGAACCUGUGGUUGUCCGCCUCCACAGAAUGAUGCACCAAUGCCUCAGGUGAUAUCUAAGGAAGAAAUCGGUGUUGCAAAAAAUCCUGCUCUAACGUGUCGUGAAAUCGCUGCCAAGGAUCCAAGUUCUCCGAAUGGGGAUUAUUGGAUAAAUCCAAGCGAAGGUGACAUAAGGAAUGCUAUUUUAGUCCAUUGUGAUAUUGAAAAACGUAUGACGUGCAUUUACCCUCGAAACAUUCGUUCCAAGACUUUUGAUAUUUCUUCUGCCAAGUCGGAAGUAUGGUUAGGAAGUAAUAAUUCUGAUUUUAAGAUUGCUUACAAAAUAAACGAUCUUCAACUCACUGCACUGCAAAAACUUUCCAUUUUAUCAACACAGAAUAUAACUUAUCAUUGCAAAAAUGCUAUUGCUUAUUACGAUAAUGCCAGCAAGAACUAUGAAAAAAGUGUCAAAUUACUGGGAUGGAAUGAUGUAGAAAUUACUCCACAAAGUCACCCAAAUUUGCAGUUCACAUCUGACCAAGAUGGAUGCCAAUACAAACGCAACGAGUGGUCAUCUGCAAUCCUGAAUUAUAGAACUGAUAAACCAUCACGACUUCCUAUCGCUGAUAUUGCAGUUCGAGAUGUUGGACGAAGCGAACAGAGCGUUUUUGUGGAAAUGGGGCCUGUUUGUUUCAUCUAAAUUGGAUUGAUACCUACGAAUAUAUCUGCUUCACUAAUAACAUCUAUUUCUGCAUUUAAAAUGAUAUUUCAAACAUAGAAUAGGUAUUAAAUUGAUAAAUAUAGGCAACGAUAAAGAAUAUAUUUUGUUUAUAAGUUACUUUUGGCUGUUAUAUCCAAAUCUGAAGGUUGUACUGCCACCUAUAUAUUUUCAAUAAACUGGUAGCACCCUACAACUGUUGUAAAUGCUCGAGUAAUAUUGCUUAAUAAAUUAUUUUUGAGUCAAAAA